AUGGCACAAAGCCCCCGCAUCAAAACCAUCCACACAUCAAACCCCACGUUGCUCCAUGCCACACAUCCUCCACAAAGCAUGCAAAACCGGAAAGAGUGGGAGUCGAGUCAACUAAGUGCUGAGGAUGAGAUCAAAGAAGAACACAAGAUUGUCCCACAUCCGGACGCCAGGGCUGAGACCCCACACCCCUCUCCCCCUCACGCUCCGGUCCUGCCGCCGCCGUUCUGCCCCGUUUUUACCCCUCCUCGCCUGCCUUUGCGCUGGAUCCUCUCCCUUUGA
This is a messenger RNA of Knipowitschia caucasica, 279 nucleotides long. The record is from the annotation of a GenBank genome assembly. NCBI's taxonomy places the organism in Eukaryota, Metazoa, Chordata, Actinopteri, Gobiiformes, Gobiidae.